This is a messenger RNA of Microthlaspi erraticum, 1503 nucleotides long. NCBI's taxonomy places the organism in Eukaryota, Viridiplantae, Streptophyta, Magnoliopsida, Brassicales, Brassicaceae. The record is from the annotation of a GenBank genome assembly.
AUGUGUAUAUUCCUAAGUUUCCUCUUCCUCUUCCCUCUCGUUCUAAUCAUCUUUAAGAAUCUGUUACCUUCGAAAAGGAAGCUUCCUCCAGGACCUACAGGUCUUCCAAUCAUAGGAAAUUUGCACCAGCUUCAAGGAUUGCUUCACAGUGAUCUUCACAAGCUUUCCUUAGAGCAUGGACCAGUGAUGCUUCUCCGUUUCGGGGUCGUCCCUAUGGUCGUGUUCUCAUCCAAGGAAGCAGCUAAAGAAGCUCUCAAGACUUAUGACCUAGAGACUUGCGACCGACCUAAGUUGGUGGCGAACGGGUUGUUUACUCACAACUUCAAAGACAUUGGUUUCACUCAGUAUGGUGACUUCUGGCGAGAAAUGAAAAAGCUCGUGGGGCUCGAGUUCUUCAGUCCACAGAAGCAAAAGUCUUUCCGGUAUGUCAGAGAGGAGGAAGGUGACUUGCUUGUCAAGAAAAUAUCAAAAUCUGCUCAAAGACAAACCCUAGUGGAUUUGAGGAAAGCCCUUUACUCCUUCACCGCUGGUAUCAUAUUUAGACUCGCCUUUGGACAGGACUUCCACGAUUGCGAUUUCAUCGAUAUAGACAGAGUUGAAGAGCUGGUGAAAGAGACAGAAACCAACGUAUGCGCCUUGGCAUUCACUGACUUCUUCCCUACGGGUCUCGGCUGGCUUUUUGACCGGAUCUCCGGUCAGCAUUCGAGGUUGAGCAAAGCCUUUGCCAACCAAAGCAAUUUCUUUCAACAUGUGAUCGAUGAGCAUUUGAAGGUUGGACAACCCCAAGAUCACUUAGACCUUGUCAGUGCCAUGUUGGAUAUGAUCAAUAGACCCACCAAACUCGGUUCUUUCAAGAUCACUUCCGAUCAUCUCAAAGCAAUGAUGUCGGAUGUUGUUUUGGCUGGAGUGAACGCGGGAGUAACGACGAUGACAUGGAUGAUGACAGAGCUAACCAGACAUCCAAGAGUAAUGAAGAAACUCCAGGAAGAGAUUCGAUCAACACUCGGAUCCAACAGAGAGAGGAUCACAGAAGAAGAUCUUGAGAAAGUUGAGUACUUGAAGCUUGUGAUCAAAGAAACAUUCAGAUUACAUCCACCUGCUCCUCUCUUGCUCCCAAGACAAACGAUGGCUGACAUCGAGAUUCAAGGCUACUACAUUCCCAAAAACGCCAUGAUCAAGAUCAACACUUACACGAUAGGACGUGAUCCCAAAUGUUGGACUAACCCUGAAGAAUUCAUUCCUGAGAGGUUUCUCAAUAGCUCUAUCAACUACAAGGGUCAGCAUUUCGAGCUCUUGCCCUUUGGAGCUGGUCGUAGGAUGUGUCCUGGUAUGGGUUUGGGAAUCAACAUGCUUGAGCUUGGCUUUCUUAACAUUCUUUACUUCUUCGAUUGGAGUUUGCCUGAGGGAAUGACCAUUGAAGACAUUGACAUGGAAGAAGCGGGAGAUUUAAACAUCGCCAAGAAAGUUCCUCUAGAGCUCAUACCAUCUCUUCAUCAAGCGUGA